CACCAGCUUCUGUAUCUGUAUAGCCGGUAUAACCAGCCUUCGGCGUAACACACCAGCUACAAGAGUCGGACAAGAAGGCAUCUGGUAUUAGCGUUUUAGCCAUGCUCUUCGCUCUAGCCAUGGAUGCUGUGAAGGCGGCGGUAGGUGUUCUCGACCUCAGCACGGUUCUAGUCCUUGUGGUGUCGUUCCUCGCGACGGUUGUGUUACUCGGGCGGUCGAGGCGGCGUGGACGUCUCCCGCCCGGCCCCCGACCCUGGCCGCUGAUCGGGAACCUUCCCAGCCUCACGGCACACCCGCAUCGGAAGUUCACGGAGUGGCGGGGGAGGUACGGCGACGUGUACACCGUCAGGAUGGGUCCCGACGACGUGGUGAUCGUGAACGGGUGGGACGCCGCGCGGGAGUCCCUCGUCAGGCAGGCCGACGACUUCGCCGACAGACCCCGCCUGUACGUGUUCGACCGGCUAUCACACGGAGGGAAAGGAGUGAUCUUCGGUCAAUACAACUUGGCGUGGAAGGCCAACCGGAAGUUCGUGACGACCACGUUACGUGAGUUCGGUCUGGGGAAACAGUCCAUGGAGACCCGCAUACAGGAGGAGGCACGGGAACUCUGUAACUGGCUGGGGAGUUACGAUGGGCGUCCACUAGACACGGGUCUCCUGGCCAGCGCCGCCUCUAACGUCAUCUGUUCGGUAGUGUUCGGGUCUCGGUUUCCGUACGAACACGAAGACUUCCGACAGAUGAUGGCUCUGCUCGACCGCGGGCUGCGCCUGUCCAUGGUCGGCCAAAUCUUCAACAUGUUUCCCUGGGCCAGGUUCGUGCCUUUCCUGUCCAACCUCGGCAACCAAGUCAUCGACAACUGCGACCAAAUCGACGAAUUUCUAAAGAAGAUCGUGAAGAAACAUAAAGACAGUUUCGACCCAGAGACGAGAAGAGACGUCAUUGACGCGUAUCUACACCAAAUGUGGCAGGGCAUGGACUUGAACUCGAAUGACCUCGCGGACAAGUUCAGCGAGGAGCACCUUGUUGCGCUGAUGUUUGACCUGUUCGUGGCGGGAACGGACACGACGGCGAGCACGCUACGCUGGGCGCUGCUGUUUCUGGCGACGCAUCCGGACGUUCAGAGCAAGGUUCAGGAGGAAGUCGACCGGGUAGUUGGUCGGGAGACGCCUGUGUCCCUCGCGCACCGCCCGGACUUGCCGUACACCGACGCGGUGCUACACGAGGUCCUGCGGAUGCGCUCUCCCGCAGCGCUCAGUCCCCCGCACAUGACGGGAACUGAUGUCACUCUGAACGGCUACGAUAUCCCGCAAAAUACGCAGGUGUACAUUAACCUAUGGUCCCUCCACAUGGACCCCGCGUACUGGCCGGAUCCGGAGCGGUUCGACCCCACACGGUUCAUCGGGAGUAACGGGAAGGUUCUACCCAACCCGCCAUCGUACGCGCCGUUUAGUCUGGGGCGACGGGCUUGCGCUGGCAAGCAGCUGGCGAAGUCGGAGACGUUCCUGUUUCUGGUCUCCAUGGUGCAGCAUUUCAGCUUCAAACUGCCAGAAGGCGCUGCUGCUCCACCCAUGGAUGGCGUCAUGGGGUUCGCUCUCGCUCCGCCGCAGCACAGCCUUUGUGCUGUCAGUCGAGAUUAGAUAUACUAUAUGUU
Molecule: messenger RNA, 1651 nt
Organism: Branchiostoma belcheri (Belcher's lancelet)
Lineage: Eukaryota; Metazoa; Chordata; Leptocardii; Amphioxiformes; Branchiostomatidae
Product: cytochrome P450 2U1-like
Exons: 8
Coding region: 102-1637 (511 amino acids)
Biological process (GO): xenobiotic metabolic process
Cellular component (GO): cytoplasm; intracellular membrane-bounded organelle
Molecular function (GO): heme binding; iron ion binding; oxidoreductase activity, acting on paired donors, with incorporation or reduction of molecular oxygen, reduced flavin or flavoprotein as one donor, and incorporation of one atom of oxygen
Source: RefSeq, a predicted model, not a curated record